Exophiala oligosperma is the source of this 1864-nucleotide messenger RNA. RefSeq lists its product as uncharacterized. Lineage: Eukaryota; Fungi; Ascomycota; Eurotiomycetes; Chaetothyriales; Herpotrichiellaceae. Gene Ontology annotation, biological process: lipid biosynthetic process; fatty acid metabolic process. The transcript has 2 exons. Gene Ontology annotation, cellular component: membrane; endoplasmic reticulum. Gene Ontology annotation, molecular function: iron ion binding; fatty acid 2-hydroxylase activity; heme binding. Bases 302 to 1489 code for a protein of 395 amino acids. The record is from RefSeq and is a predicted model, not a curated record.
CUUACUUCGCUGCGGAAGCAUCGGGAAAUUAGAUCUUCACGGGAAGACACGCCACGGCCCCUUGCAGCCAGAACCAUUCGAAUUAACCGGGUGUUGCAUGAUAUUUUUAACGGAUAUCACUCAGAUCUUCUCCUUCUAGUGAGGCAAAUGCAAUAAACAGAACCUUUGUCACCUUGUGUCAGCACCUCCUCAUCCUUGUUACCAACGACUCCUGGCACUCCUUCAAUCCUCCUUUCGAUCUUGGACACGCUCUUUUCCUCCCCUCCUCUUUAGUCUUAAACCGUAUCUAUCAAGGCCUUCCAUGAUGCCUGGCCGAACACUCCCCACGAUCCCGCAGGCGGAAGUUGAGACACACAACACGAAAGACUCGUGCUGGGUUACGAUUGGGGAGCGCAUAUUCGAUGUGACCGACUUUGUUGAAGAUCAUCCUGGUGGCGGUGACUUGAUUUUGGAAUAUGCCGGCAGGGAUGUCAAGCAAAUCAUGGAGGACGAGGUCUCCCAUUUCCACACCGAGACUGCGUACGAGAUCCUCGAGGAGAGCCUUAUUGGAUUCAUGCCGACCGAGCCUGUCCUGAAAGCCGCAACGGCAUCUUCUCACCCCGACCAAGUCGUCCCUCUACCUGCUACCGCCAACGGAAACGCCGAGUUGAGGAAGCAGGGAGUACAAACGUCAGAUCUACCUACAAGAGCAGUGUUUGAGACUACUGGUAUGUCUUGUGCUGAAGACCUCUCGAAAGACACCGAUUUGGAUAAAGACUGGAAACAACACAAGUUCUUGGACUUGAACAGACCAUUGUUCACCCAAAUGCUGUUCAGCAAGUUCUCCAAGGAAUUUUAUUUGGAACAGAUACACCGACCUCGACACUAUCGUGGAGGCGACUCUGCUCCGUUGUUUGGAAACAUUCUCGAGCCACUCAGCAAGACGGCGUGGUAUGUUGUGCCAGCGCUCUGGCUCCCCCCGGUGUUUUACGGCUCAUACCUCGGCCUCACAAAUCUACCUAUUCCCCAGGGCCCUGCCUACUGGGCCCUCGGUCUCUUCCUCUGGACCUUGGUCGAGUACCUCCUCCACCGCUUCCUCUUCCACGUCGACUACUACUUGCCUGAUAACUCCGUCUUCCUGACGCUCCAUUUCGUCCUGCAUGGCAUUCAUCACUACCUCCCCAUGGACAAAUACCGACUUGUGAUGCCUCCAACGCUGUUCCUCAUCCUUGCGACGCCGUUUUACAAACUCGCACACACCGUCUUUUGGUAUAAUUGGUACGCUGCCAUCACCGUCUUCUCUGGCGGCAUCUUCGGAUAUGUCUGCUACGACUGCACGCACUACUGGCUCCAUCAUCAUCAAUUGCCGGCCUACGUGCGUGAUUUGAAAAAGUACCAUCUGGCUCAUCAUUACCAGAACUACGAACUCGGGUUCGGCGUGACCUCCAAGUUUUGGGACUACGUCUGGGGCACUCAACUCGAAUAUGCCAAACCCAUCAAAACAAACUAGAAUGGAGCCCUCCAAGUGACGAUUAUAGGUGCAUCCGCGUCGUCACAAAGACUGAAUUGUGCUGCCUAUCCUCAAUUCAAGACAUCACGCAGUCGAAUCAUUCCCUACACUUUCGAUUUUUUUGUUUUGUACAAUAUUCCCAGCAAGUUCAUUUCAUCCAGAUGAAGAGACCGUUUGCACGGUGGGCGUUGGCUCUGUUCUGUUUCAGGAGGAAGUUUUUCUUCCAACUCGGGGAGGGUCAUCAUAGACUAGUCACAAAACAAAACUCAUCGACCUUGAGUAAAGUAAUAAUCCUAAUGAAUUAAUGAUCCACUCAUAUUCUAUACAACGCAUUACUAGCUCGAUACGAAGUGUGUAUACCAAGUACAAAUUGUG